Messenger RNA from Nelumbo nucifera (sacred lotus), 845 nucleotides. RefSeq names its product protein DMP3-like. Gene Ontology annotation, biological process: endomembrane system organization. The record is from RefSeq and is a predicted model, not a curated record. NCBI's taxonomy places the organism in Eukaryota, Viridiplantae, Streptophyta, Magnoliopsida, Proteales, Nelumbonaceae.
UCAGACCUGUAGCGCCUCCUACCCGUCUAGCCAUAGCCAUUGAUUCUUCAACGUUAGAAUUAAUGCAGACAGAGAUGUCUCUGAGACAAAGACUGGCCACCAACAAGCAGCCAUCAGAUGCAGAAGAAGAAGAAGAACCUCUAAUAAUCCCAAACACAGCUACUCCCAGCUCGUCUUCUCCCUCUGUCUCACAAGAAGCCAUCAGUCAGACUCUGGCAAGCACUGCCCACCUCGCCAACCUCCUCCCCACGGGCACCCUCUUGGCCUUCCAACUCCUCACCCCGACCUUCACCAACAACGGCACCUGCGACUCAGUCACCCGCCCCGCGACGCUAAUCUUACUGCUGGCGCUGGCUGCUUCUUGUUUCCUGGCUUGCUUCACCGACAGCUUCAAAGCACAAGAUGGAAAGGUGUAUCACGGUAUUGCCACCCGCAAGGGCAUGUGGCUCUUCGACUACGCAGGCUCAAGCGCUAGCGCUCCAGAUGAUCUCAGCAGCUACAGGAUAAAGUUGAUUGACUUUGUCCAUGCAGUCUUAUCAGUGCUGGUGUUUGUUGCAGUGGCGCUGAGAGAUAGGAAUAUCGUCAGUUGCUUCUAUCCAAAGCCCAAGCAUGAGACCCAGGAAGUUUUGGACAUCGUCCCCGUUGCCGUCGGACUCAUCUGCAGCCUGUUGUUUGUGGUUUUCCCAACCACAAGACAUGGUAUAGGAUACCAUAUUACACCAGGCCAGGGAAGUAGUGAUAACACAUCUUAAGAUUGAAUGUACUGAUUUAUAUUCUUUUUAAUAUAUAUCCUUUAUUAGUGUAAUGACUCUCUCUCACUGUUUCCAACAACUGAUCAAGGUCUU